AUGGAGGGCGGUGAAAGCGGUUGCAAAGUCGGUGGCGGCGACAAGCCCUGCGCUCGCUCCUUCGACUGCAUCUUCUGCAAAAGAGGCUUCUCCAACGCGCAGGCUCUGGGAGGGCACAUGAACUUGCACCGCAAGGACAAGGCCAAGACCAAGCUCCAGGGCCCUCGCUCCUCCUUCGGCGCCACCAAGAGCGCCGCUGCUUCACGGAGGCUCGACCGCGAGGAGACUGAGCAGACGGCGGCGGGGCAGCAUGGCGUGGCGGUAGAAGAAUUGGACCUUGAGCUCCGGCUGGGCCGAUCAAAGACAUGUACACAUUUAUAG
Zingiber officinale is the source of this 321-nucleotide messenger RNA. RefSeq names its product transcriptional regulator TAC1-like. The record is from RefSeq and is a predicted model, not a curated record. The transcript has a single exon. NCBI's taxonomy places the organism in Eukaryota, Viridiplantae, Streptophyta, Magnoliopsida, Zingiberales, Zingiberaceae. Bases 1 to 321 code for a protein of 106 amino acids.